Messenger RNA from Apaloderma vittatum (bar-tailed trogon), 4590 nucleotides. Its product is annotated as DNA topoisomerase 2-alpha. The annotation marks the transcript as partial. Gene Ontology annotation, molecular function: DNA binding; ATP binding; DNA topoisomerase type II (double strand cut, ATP-hydrolyzing) activity. Gene Ontology annotation, cellular component: nucleus. The transcript has 34 exons. Gene Ontology annotation, biological process: DNA topological change; sister chromatid segregation; apoptotic chromosome condensation. Lineage: Eukaryota; Metazoa; Chordata; Aves; Trogoniformes; Trogonidae. The record is from RefSeq and is a predicted model, not a curated record.
AAGAAGCAGCUCUCGGUGGAACACAUCUACCAGAAGAAGACGCAGCUGGAGCACAUCCUGCUCCGGCCCGACACCUACAUCGGCUCCGUGGAGACAGUCACCCAGCAAAUGUGGGUGUUUGAUGAGGACGUGGGCCUGAACUGCAGAGACGUGACCUUUGUGCCUGGCCUCUACAAAAUCUUCGACGAGAUCCUGGUCAAUGCUGCAGACAACAAGCAGAGGGAUAAAAGCAUGUCGUGCAUUAAAGUCACAAUUGAUGUAGAGAAUAACACAAUCAGCGUAUGGAACAACGGGAGAGGUAUUCCAGUUGUUGAACACAAAGUGGAGAAGGUCUAUGUGCCUGCCCUUAUCUUUGGACAGCUACUCACGUCCAGCAACUACGAUGACAACGAAAAGAAAGUCACAGGUGGACGAAAUGGUUACGGAGCCAAACUGUGCAACAUAUUUAGCAAAAAAUUUACUGUGGAAACUGCAUGUAGGGAAUACAAAAAGUUAUUCAAGCAGACCUGGACAGACAACAUGGGAAAGGCCGGUGAAAUGAAGCUGAAACAUUUUGAUGGAGAAGAUUACACGUGUGUCACUUUCCAACCUGAUCUGUCAAAAUUCAAAAUGACAGUUCUCGAUAAAGACAUUGUAGCACUAAUGUCUCGAAGAGCCUAUGAUGUUGCUGGAUCCACAAAGGGUGUCAGAGUUUUCCUGAACGGACAGAGGCUGCCUGUGAACGGAUUCCGCAGUUAUGUGGACCUUUAUCUGAAGGACAAAGUAGAUGAAACCGGUAACGCGCUUAAGAUUAUCCACGAGGAAGUAAAUCCUCGGUGGGAAGUGUGUUUGACUUUAAGUGAAAAAGGCUUCCAGCAAGUUAGCUUCGUCAACAGUAUUGCCACUACAAAGGGUGGCAGGCACGUUGAUUAUGUAGCUGACCAACUCGUGACUAAAAUUAUUGAUGUUGUGAAAAAGAAGAACAAGAAUGGAGUUGGAGUGAAGCCUUUUCAGGUGAAGAACCACAUGUGGAUUUUCGUGAACGCCUUAAUUGAAAACCCAACCUUUGACUCUCAGACGAAGGAGAACAUGACUCUGCAGGCAAAGAACUUUGGCUCAACCUGUAAACUGAGUGAAAAAUUCAUUAAGGGCGCAGUUGGCUGUGGCAUUGUUGAAAGUAUCCUAAACUGGGUAAAAUUUAAAGCUCAGAGCCAGCUGAAUAAGAAGUGUUCGGCCGUGAAACACACCAAGAUUAAGGGUGUUCCUAAGCUGGAUGACGCCAAUGAUGCUGGCAGCAAGAAUUCUCUAGAUUGUACACUUAUCCUGACUGAGGGCGACUCGGCCAAAACACUGGCUGUGUCUGGCCUAGGAGUAGUUGGUCGAGACAAAUACGGAGUAUUUCCCCUUCGUGGCAAAAUACUCAACGUCAGGGAAGCUUCUCAUAAGCAGAUUAUGGAGAACGCUGAAAUCAACAACAUCAUCAAGAUUGUGGGUCUGCAAUAUAAAAAGAACUAUGAAGAUGAAGAAUCUUUAAAGAGUCUUCGCUACGGGAAGAUUAUGAUUAUGACAGAUCAGGAUCAAGACGGAUCGCAUAUCAAAGGUUUGCUGAUUAACUUCAUCCAUCACAACUGGCCAUCUCUUCUAAGACACAACUUUUUGGAGGAAUUUAUUACUCCCAUCAUAAAAGCUUCUAAAAACAAAGAAGAAAUCGCAUUCUACAGCAUUCCUGAAUUUGAAGAAUGGAAGAACAGUACACACAACCACAAUUCAUGGAAGAUCAAGUACUAUAAAGGUUUGGGUACCAGCACAUCGAAGGAGGCUAAAGAAUACUUUGCAGAUAUGGCAAAACAUCGAAUUGGCUUCAAAUAUUCGGGGCCUGAAGAUGAUGCUGCGAUCACCCUGGCCUUUAGCAGGAAGAAAAUAGAAGAGCGAAAGGAGUGGCUGACUAAUUUCAUGGAGGAUAGAAGACAACGGAAGCUGCACGGUCUGCCAGAGGAAUACCUAUAUGGGAAAAACACUAAUUACCUGACAUACAACGACUUCAUCAACAAGGAGUUAGUGCUGUUCUCAAACUCAGAUAAUGAAAGAUCAAUCCCGUCGCUGGUUGAUGGUUUGAAGCCAGGUCAAAGAAAAGUUCUUUUCACGUGUUUCAAGCGAAAUGAUAAGCGGGAGGUGAAGGUAGCUCAGCUGGCUGGUUCUGUAGCUGAGAUGUCCUCAUACCAUCACGGUGAGGCAUCGCUGAUGAUGACUAUUAUUAACUUAGCUCAGAACUUUGUGGGCAGUAACAACCUCAACUUGCUGCAGCCUAUUGGUCAGUUCGGCACCAGGCUGCACGGUGGGAAGGACUCUGCCAGCCCUCGAUACAUCUUCACCAUGCUCAGCCCCCUGGCACGGUUGGUGUUCCCACCGAUGGACGACAGCAUCCUGAAGUUCCUGUAUGACGACAACCAGCGCGUGGAGCCCGAGUGGUACAUGCCCAUCAUCCCCAUGGUGCUCAUAAAUGGGGCAGAAGGGAUCGGUACUGGCUGGUCCUGUAAGAUCCCCAACUUUGACAUCAGGGAAGUUGUGAAUAACAUCCGUCGGCUGAUGGAAGGAGAAGAGCCCUUGCCCAUGCUUCCUAGUUACAAGAAUUUCAAUGGCACCAUAGAUGAGCUGGGAGCUAAUCAGUACGUGAUAAGUGGUGAAGUGUCUAUCCUUGAUUCCACAACCAUCGAGAUCACUGAGCUGCCGGUCAGAACGUGGACACAGACUUACAAAGAGCAAGUUCUGGAGCCGAUGUUAAAUGGGACCGAGAAGGCCCCCCCGCUCAUCACAGACUACAAGGAAUAUCACACGGACACGACAGUGAGGUUUAUAGUGAAGAUGACCGAAGACAAACUAGCAGAAGCUGAAGCAAUGGGGCUGCACAAGGUCUUCAAACUCCAAACAAGUUUAACAUGCAACUCCAUGGUUCUUUUUGACCACGUGGGCUUUCUCAAGAAGUACGACUCUCCUCAGGAUAUUCUUAAAGAGUUCUUUGAACUCAGGCUCCGAUAUUACAAUUUGAGAAAAGAAUGGCUUAUUGGAAUGCUGGGUGCCGAGUCUGCAAAACUGAGCAACCAGGCGCGUUUCAUCCUGGAGAAAAUAGACGGCAAAAUUGUGAUCGAAAACAAACCCAAGAAAGAGCUGAUCCAAGUUCUUGUCCAGAGAGGGUAUGAAUCGGAUCCAGUGAAGGCUUGGAAGGAAUCGCAAAACAAGGAGGAGGAGGAGGAGGAGGAGAAGGAAGAGAGUGACAAAGAAUCAGCUGCAUCUGCUGGACCAGACUUCAACUAUCUGCUGAACAUGCCCCUUUGGUAUCUGACUAAAGAGAAGAAAGAUGAGCUCUGUAAGCAGCGAGAUAACAAAGAAAAGGAGCUGGAAAACCUGAAGUGCAAGAGUGCCUCUGAUCUGUGGAAGGAAGACCUUGCUGUCUUUAUUGAAGAACUUGAUGUAUUGGAAGCCAAAGAGAAGCAGGACGAGAUGGCAGGGUGUGCUGGGAAACCUCUAAAGGGGAAAGGAGGGAAAACGAAGGUGAAGAAGAUGCAGCUGGCAGAGGUAAUGCCCUCGCCUCAUGGCGUAAGAGUUGUUCCUCGGAUAACGGCGGAGAUGAAGGCAGAAGCAGAGAAGAAGACUAAAAAGAAAAUAAAGAGUGAAAAAACUGAAUUUGAUGAGAAUCGAGAAGAAAACACAUCAGAAGAGAAAGAGCCUGCAGGCCUUAAGCAGAGAUUAGCGCGGAAGCUUAAUACUGAGAAAGGUACUAAGAGACAGGCCACUCUACCAUUUAAGCCCCUAAAGAAAAUGAAGAAACAAAACGUUUGGUCUGACUCAGGGUCUGAUUCAGAGUCUGAUUUUGAAGCUCUUCCUCAAAGAGAGCGAGUGGUUCGCCAAGCAGCAGCCAAAGUCAAGGCCAUAAUCAGUUCGGACUCGGAUGCAAAUCCCUCGAGCUCAGAUGAGUCUGAGUUUCAGAUCAGCAGUGAAGGCUGCGCUGAGCUGGAUACAGACUCAAAGAAAAAAGCUCCCAAGCCCAGAACUGCUCCGAAGGAAACCACGGAGAAAGCAGCUAAAGCUCCGAAGCAAAAGCCAGUGCAAAGCACAAUCCCUGUCCAAGAUGUUGGCAACGAAAAUGUGAGCCAAGCUCCUGCAGCUCCUUCUGUCUCUGUGCCUCGCGGUAAGGCCGUACCUAAGAAGCCCACUGCCGCGAAGAAGGGCAGUGCUGCUAAGGAUCACCAGCCGUCCAUCGUGGACAUUCUGACCAAGCCAAAGGCUGCGCCCAAACCCAGCAAGGCGGCGCCGAAGGGCCGCUCCCUGGAUCCCGAGGCCGAGCCAGCGGGUGGCAAGAAGUCCGGUGUGACCAAGGGCCAAAAAAUUGCCAAAAGGCUGCCGAGCUUUUCAGAUUCGGAUUCAGAUUUUGGCCUGAAGCCUUCCAAAUCUGUUGCAGCAAAGAAAUCCAAGCUGGAAGACGAUGAUAGCUUUACCGUCGACUUAGCUGCUUGUUCGGACAGUCCCGUAGCAGCCGUGCCCCACGCCAGGCCUGGGCGUCUCAGAAAGCCUGUCCAGUACGUGGAGGAGUCCGACGAGGAUGAUACGUUUUGA